CCUUGACUGAUCGGCGGUCAGGUUCUGCAUCUGUGUGUGAAAAAUUAACAUUAGCCACAGUUUGAUUUUCUUGUUUGCAGUUGCUGAGUGCAGACAGGUGCAUCUCUGACGGCCUCCAAAGACAGAGCACUGUAGGUAUGUCCAAAAAUGAGCAUCCCUCUGUGUUUGUGGUGGACAGCCACGCCACGAGGCCUCCAUUACCACCCAGGCUGGGACAAAAGAAACAGCGUGCUGGGGCAGCACAGACCCUGCUGUUCCUGCUGGUGAGCCUGGCGUUGUGUGGCAUGGCCAUAGAAGCCUGCCUCAUCUACAGUCUCUACCAACUUGAAUCUGCUGACUCAGCAUCAUCCUCUAAGAUCAUCAGUGGUGAUGAUGCUCCCACUAUAUGGCCCAGGUACAAUAUUCUUCCAUCCAAACCAGUUGCACAUCUGACAGAUGGACAAGAUGUAGUUCAUAAACAAGAUAUCAUGGCAUGGAGUAUGAUUGCAGACCCUCUCCUCUAUGAAAUGACCUACAAAGAUGGCGGUCUCAUCAUUCAGAAGGAGGGUUAUUACUAUGUCUAUUCAAAGAUUCUCUUCAAAGACAGUGGAAAUUUUUACCAUACCAUCACUAGGCAUACUGUAAAGUACACAGGGGGAAGCAUCCCCCUCCUGCAGUCCAGGACAUACUCCCCAAAGUCGAGCACAGCACGAUCCAACAGUUACCUGAGUGGAGUGUUUCACCUCGACAAAGAUGACGCUCUUUAUGUGACAGUCAACAACACCACAAAGAUUGAUCGAAACAAAUCCUAUGAGAACAUCUUUGGUGCAUAUAUGAUCUAAACAUCACAUUGAUCAUUAUCACCAUCAUUAUCAGCUUCGAAUCUGAAAGUUUGGAAUAAGAAUAAAUAGUGGAUAAGACAUGUCAUAGAAUCUUCUCAGGGAUUAAUAAUGAUUCUCUUUGUAAUGUAAGAGCAGGUCCAUAACCAGGAAGAGAGGUGUGGUGUAACAAAUCAGGCACUUUUAAUAUGCUCACUUGUAUAUUCACAUAGAUCAGUUUUUCUCAUUUUCAUAUUGCUACUGAGUAUAAGCAUAAGCAUCAUGCUAAAAUAAAAAACAUAAUGUAA
Seriola dumerili (greater amberjack) is the source of this 1105-nucleotide messenger RNA. It is a transcript of the gene tnfsf14a, whose product is annotated as tumor necrosis factor ligand superfamily member 14-like. Bases 138 to 821 code for a protein of 227 amino acids. The record is from RefSeq and is a predicted model, not a curated record. The transcript is spliced from 5 exons. NCBI's taxonomy places the organism in Eukaryota, Metazoa, Chordata, Actinopteri, Carangiformes, Carangidae. Gene Ontology annotation, biological process: immune response. Gene Ontology annotation, cellular component: membrane. Gene Ontology annotation, molecular function: tumor necrosis factor receptor binding.